AUGGGACUUUCAGAAAAUCUCCAAAGGCUCACCGGAGCGUGGUCUACUGAUGUCUUACCCACUGCUACUACAUUAACCCACAUUAAUCCAACGAAUGUAGCUGGAGUUGUGGAAACACUUUUAUCAGCAUCUUCUGCAUAUCCAACUAUCACAAAGCCUUUGGAUCUAUAUCUGUUGGCACGUGCUGUUAAAGGUGCAAAAGCUUCGCUUUCAGUGAUCUCAGCUCAAAACUAUAUAGCGACUGCAACCGCAACACAAAACUUCCCUGAGAUGACGCAGGUCAUUUGGAACUCAACUAUGGAAUUGCAGGAUUUGGAAAUGGGAUUCAAUUUGUACCAGAUGAAACUUUCGCGGUGGGCCAACCUCACUUUUGCAAUCGUCUUUGCAUUAUUAGUGGUGUCACACCUAGGUAUCUCACUUGUCAAACGUACACCAUACUUUGGAGUUUGUCUCGUGGCGGGAUCUCUUCUCGAAGCGGCGGGAUAUAUAGCUCGACUCAUGUCGAUUGGGAAUUAUUCUGACAAAGAUCGCUAUAUCUGUCAGAUCAUCUGUCUCACCCUUGCGCCAGCGUUCGUAAUGGCCGGUGUGUACUACCUUUUAGCACAACUAAUGGUUAUACAUGGGCGGAAAUAUACCAUUUUGCGACCCUUAUGGUACUCUUACAUUUUCAUUGUGUGUGAUAUUUGUUCUUUGUUCAUUCAGGCUGCUGGAGGUGGCCUAGCGGCCAUCCGCUUGCAGGUCCUUGAAAGCACUAAAGCAGGAACAAUUAUCAUGACAGUGGGAGUGGCUUUUCAGGUGUUUUCCAUGACUCUCUUCCUUUUCUUCCUUAUAAAUUUCCUAUGGAGGAUUUAUUUUACAGCCUCUUCGAAUGUGAAAUUUCUGGUUGCAAAACUAGGGGCUCUAUUUUUCCAAACAAGACGGGGAAAAGACCUACAACAGCAGGAGUUAAACCAAAUGUAUGACCAAAGAUUCCGCGAGACUAUUGAUCGUCCUUUGUUUGGUUACUAUCCCCUUGCGAUCGUAGGUGCCUGUUUCUUCAUCUACGUCAGAUGCAUCUACAGACUAAUCGAGUUGAGUGAGGGUUGGUCUGGCUACCUUAUCACACAUGAAGAAUAUGUAAUGACUUUGGAUGGCCUCCAGGUCCUCAUCACAUGUGUUAUUCUCCUUGCAUUUCAUCCAGGUCUCAUUCUUGGAAAGACUUUUAGUGGAUCGAUCCGUGACUCCGGUUUUUCCGAAACUGACACGGAAAGACAAAACUAUCCAUAUAGCACGAAUGAGGAAAAGUUGAGAGAUCUUUCCCUGGACUGGAGCGUCGAUGAGAGUCUGUUGAAAGAAUCUGUUGCUGGCCAACAGUAUUCGAGCCAUGGACAGGACGAUGGAAACACAUUUAAUGUUAUUCCAUAUUAUACUACUCCAAAACAGAGUCCAUUUUCCGACUCUUCUGAGUGGAAGGAACCAAUGAGCGGUAGUUCAAACUCGCUUGAACUGCCAUUCGCCAGUCCCUACGAUACCAUCGCACAAAUUAAAGUCACACCUAACACAGCUAAGGAAGUCUUAAAUCCAGUCGUUGAAGACGAGAUCAUGACUGUUCCAUACCUGAUUUGUCCUGAAAACCCUUCUGUGACGACUCCCACACCCAAAAAGAAGAGUCGGCGCUUCAGCAAAUCAACGAGAAAGUCAGAUAGUAUCUCGGUAAAUUCAGCCACAGUAAAUCCCUAUGAAAGAGAGGGAGUGGACGUGAUCAAGACGUCUGGACCAUAUGAGCUCUACGAGCGUCCCGAGCUAGCCAACGAAAUGCAUAUCGAUCACAGUGAUGUGGAAUCUCGUGUGACGCAUGAUGAAUUCUUCUUCACGUUUGUUACAAAAAGCCAGAAUACGAACAAGUAG
This is a messenger RNA of Australozyma saopauloensis, 1887 nucleotides long. RefSeq lists its product as uncharacterized. NCBI's taxonomy places the organism in Eukaryota, Fungi, Ascomycota, Pichiomycetes, Serinales, Metschnikowiaceae. The record is from RefSeq and is a predicted model, not a curated record. The coding region runs from base 1 to 1887 and encodes 628 amino acids. Gene Ontology annotation, cellular component: plasma membrane; fungal-type vacuole. The transcript has a single exon.